GUGUGACAUAACCUGUUCAUGGUGUGAAAUCACUGAGAGUGAAAUUUGUCUCAGCCGAGCAGCACACAUCCAGCAGGCAUAAUCACAAUGUAAUUCUCCAAGUGAAUUCGUCAUCGAAUGACCAAGCAAUUUUCGACCAAGCAAAAAUCGAGAUUUAAGAUCAGUCUAAUCGGCCCGUGAAGCCCGUGAAGUCAUCGACUCGCGAUCCACCCAUUGUUCCGGGAUCGCUCUCGUAAUUUGGCUCAACGAAUCGCGAUCUCGAAGAGCACCUCGAAAGAUGAAAGAGACACAAUGUCGGCUUUCAAGACAUCCGCGGCCUAUCCUCGAGGCGACAACGGAGCCAAGCCGAAGAGCAGGAUCUGUCGGCUGACACCUGCGCGAUCGUUGGUACCCUCUUUAAUCGGAAAUACGAGCAAGAGACCGCCGCUAGAAGCCGCCGAGUCUCCGUCCAUGUCGGCUCGAAGAAUCUCCGGCGACCGAAGAUCGCCGAGGAGACACAGCGAAGAUCAGCAGCAGCAGCAGCAGCAGCAGCAGCAGCAGCAGCAGCAGCAGCAGCAACAGCAGCAAGCACAUCAUAGCCCGAAACGUUCGCCAAGGAGACUCCUGUCGUCCUUGAAUGGUGACUCGCUCCACGACGAGAUGGGCUUAGGACUUAAGGCCUUGUCCUCGAUGACAACGACAAAUGUCGACAUCGAGCCUGGCAUGUCCUUUCUCGAAUUCGAGACGUUGUACACUCUGGAGAAGGAGUUAUCGCACGCACGAUACCGCAGUCAGGAUGUGACCGUCUCUCAGCUGGAGGAGAAGCGCGCGGGCUGCACAAGCAUGGGCUGGUGCAGCCCGUCGGGAGGCAAGUGGGGCGUUUAUACGGAACUUCCGCAUCCGCUGUGUCAGCAGGUCGGUGCGGUCGCAUCAAUCGGUGGCUCGCAGUUGACGCGAAUACCGGAGCAGUGUUUCAGCUUUGCACCCGGAUGGUCGUUGAACGCCGAUCACUUUUAUCAGUGGCAGCAUCGUGGAAAAAGCACGCAGCAGAUUUACACGGAUUGGGCAAAUUAUUACUUGGAGCGAGGAGGUAGCAAGAGAAGAGUGAUCGAUUUGCAGGCUGAUCUCUGCGACGGAGUGCUCUUGGCAGAUUUAGUGGAGGCUGUCACCAAUCAAAAGGUGAUCGACGUGAACCGAAAGCCGAAAAGUGCCCAGCAAAUGGUCGAGAACGUGAGUCUGUGCGUGGGAGCGCUGCGGGCCCUGGGCGCGGACGUGGGUGCCGUGAACCCGGCCGAAUUGGCGGCAGGAUCAACCCUGUGGCCGGUUCUCGCCCUGCUGUUCGCCCUGUCGCGUUAUAAGCAACGAGCCAAGCAGCUGCAGGACAUGCCCAGAUUGCCGUCGCCCUACAACAAGCAAUCGUCAGGAGUUGGCGUUGGUGUUGGAGGUGGACCAGGGGGUGGCACGAGCAUACCCCUGCCCGCGACUGUCGCCGCUACCAGAAGAUGCCCUCCGGACAAAGUCAGACCGGCUCCGGCACCGACGCAUCAGUCGCAGCUCGGUGGUCUGAAACACGGAAGUGGUGGGGUGGGCAGCGCGAGCAGUUCCAGGAGCACCAGUCCCAGUCAGCAGCAGUCUCAGCAGUCUCAGCAGAGCGGUCUCUCCUUCAUUCCGCAGCCCAGGAGCCAAAACUCGACGAACCGACAGCCGGCGGCUACGACACCGAGCCCUCGAGCGUCCACGGUAGGACGACCCAACGGCAACGGUAGCGGCAGCGGCAGCGGCAGCGGCAGCGGCAACGGCAACGGCUCGAGGGCUCAACAGACCACCUCGCCUUAUAUCAGCGGGAACGCUGCGUCGGGAACGGUGCAACCCAACAAAAAUUCCGUUCUGGACAAGUUCAAGCUCUUCAACAACAAGGAGAAGAAUCAGGAGCGCGGCAAGGCCUCGUCGGGGGGGACGUCGAAACGCACGUCGAGUUCGUCCGGCUUCUCGUCGGCGCGGUCCGAACACUCGGACAGUUCGACCUCGUUGUGCGAUCAGAGCAAGAGUCAGCAGCAGCAGCAGCAGCAGCAGCAGCAGCAGCAGCAAACCUGUCAAGAGUCGCCCAAGAGUCGUGCGCUCAAGUCGAAGCUACAGUCGGCUGCCAAAUCGGCAAAACAGGCCAGUCCGAAAACAGGCAGGAAGGAACAGAGCAAGGCCCAGAGCAAGAUCGCGCGCACGAAGGCGCCGUCGAGUUGCGUAACGGACAAGUUAACGGCGGCAGCGGCGGCGGCGGCGGCGGCGGCGGCGGCGGCAGCGGCGGCGGCGGCGGCGGCGGCGGCCGCUUACAACAAUCCCGUCUCGCAGGAGCAAACGGAUGGAGGAAGGUUUCCCGGCAAGGUGACCGCUAACAAGUUGCCAAGUGACAAAAAGGAUCUUCAAUCGGUGAAGCAACCGGCGGCUGCUGCUGCUGCUGCUGCGAUGGCGCAACCUCAGAAGAUCAAUCCUUCCGUCUUGACGCCGCCUGGUAGACAAGUGAACGCUCAGGAUAGCGGGAGAAACGCCGGGGCGAGGAGCGAACCGACGAAACCAUCGCCGAGACCCAAGAUGGAACUACCGGGAAAGAUUCAGGCAGACCUGAAGCAGAUUCAGCCGCAAAGCGUGAAACCGCUCCCGAAUGGCUUGAACAAGGAGCUGAUGAUGCACAAGGCCAUCCUGGCGAACACUAACGGCAUUAUCAAGCCGUCCGACCCGAGCGAGAUGACGGCUCGCGAGAAUGACACCUUGGAUCACACUCUGAGUGUGAUGAAUCGGGCGAAUCUGUCGGACGGCUGCAGGGACGUGGCUGCGGGGACCAAGCGGAAAGAGCCGGAAGCCGAGCACAGUCAGCCGAGGACCGUCGCUCCGGACGACGGUCUCUGCGCACCGUCCAAGAUUGUCCGAGAAUUGUCGAGCCGAGACAGAGCGACGACUCGCGAGGAAGAGAUCGAGUCCGCGGACGAACUUCUCGGUGAGAAGAAAACUUCCCUGGCCGAUCCGCCCGCGGAUUCGCUACUGCUGCUCGAUGAGAAAUCGGAGCCGGAUACCGAUGAGAGAGCCGUCAGUCCUCCGCGCGGCGGCAUCAAUCUCAGCGUGAGUUUUGGCCUGAGCGGUAAGCCGCUUCAGGCCUCGAAUUCGAAUUCGAAUUCGUGUCCGAGCGGUCCCGGUGGGCUCAGUCCAGGUUCCAGCAUUCCCAAGCCCACCGCUCUGGUGAAGGGCACGUCGAAACCGCCCAAGGAGAGCUGCGUGGCCGGCGUGCCGACCCCGUGCAAGCCGAAAUGCGACGCUCUCCAUCGGAAGCUCGACCCGAGCACGGUGGCGAUGGUGUCGCCGAUGCCGAGUAUCUCGGACUUAAUGUCCGAGAGCUCGCACAGCAAUUCCAACAGCACCGGUCAGAGCAAUUCGAGCGACAGCAGCGUAAUUUAUAGACCUAGCAGCGAGAGCGGUAGCGAGAUCAAGACGAUACCCAAUCGGAAGAUCGACACCACGUUCGAACGGAUGGAGAAGGUCCUGUCGGAAAGCUCGACCUGCGGUGGGUCUCUGGCGGACGACGAGGCCGAGAUGACGGUGAAGCCCAUGCAACCUCUUCUGCGCGGCUACACACCCGGUGCCCGCGGCUUGCAGACCUUACCGAGUCGCACCAGCACGGCCAGGCAAUACACCGUUUUGCACUCGUCGUCGCAUCACCACGUCGUCGGCCAUCACGAUUACGCCGAUGUAGACGUCGCUUCUGGCUACUUGAGCGACGGCGAGGUGCUACGUGGAGGCGGCAUGAACGUCGGCAACAGGACACUGUCGGAUUUGUGCGACGGAUACAUGUCCGAGGGCGGUGCAUCUUUGUACGCACGUAGGAUCAAUCCUUCCUACAGCCACGAGCACGACCGGUACGUGGGCGGUUCGCGGCGAGAGCUGUCGGGGGUGAAGGAACUGGUGACCUCGAGGCGGGUGCAGAAGAGGCCGUCGGCGGGGGUCGCGAGGUCGGAUGGCGGUGGUGGUGUUGGCAUCGGGGGUGUUGGGGGCGUCAGUCCUGGAAGCGGCGGCGGCGGCGGCGGCGGCGUCGUCGUCGUCGCCGGCAGUCUUCUAGGCGGCUGUAGCGGCGGGAACGACGCUUUGGCGGAACUCACGAUCGAGGAGCUGGCCUCCAUUCCCGCCGGAAAUCACACCUCCGCCAAUCACACGGGACAUCCCUCUCAUCACAAGAGGGUGCCGGGUGGAGGGGGCGUAAUCGUGGGGGGUGGCGGAGGAUCGGCCACCCCCCAAGGGGUGCAGCAAGGUAAUCACAACCUGGUGUACCGUGUGGUGAGCUCGCGACAUCCAGGUCAUCACCCCCACGUGAAGAAGUCUGACAGCUCUCAGCAAACUGAGAGCUCGGCCUUCAAACACCAGCAGCAGCAGCAGCAUCAGCAGCAUCAGCAGCAGCAGCAGCAGCAGCAGCAGCAACAGCAGCAGCAACAGCAGCAAGGCUCGAGCAGUUCCAACAGCCAGCAAUGGAAGAAAUAUAUCGAGGCCGGCGCCGCGAGAGAUCGCGAGAGAGACAAGGAGGGAGCACCCCCGAGCCCUAGUCCCUCCAGAAGAUCGCAGGAUAAACAUCGGAAGCAGGCCAUGGCCGAAUAUGCGAACGGCGAGAAACCGCAGAAAGUUUCAUCGGGCACGUCGACCAGCAGCGGUAGCAGCAGUAAGGUUCGCGGGGUACCGCAAAGUUUUGGCUACGUGAAAAGACACAGCGCCGGCACCACUCCGAGUCCCAACGGGGUUCAGAAUGGCGGCAAAGACGCGACUAGAACGGCCCAGGUCAGCGCGGUGCCGAGGACCAAGGUCAAAGUAUCCGGCGGUACCCAGACUUGCACCACAGAGUUGCAGGCAAACUCGUCGGCGGCGUCCAGUCAAGGUCACCACUAUAAGAGCUACAGUCUCACCGGUCCCAGCGCCAGCCAGCUCUCGCAGUCGGUUCGCGAUCGUCUCAUGCUGGGCUCCCAGAGUCUGCCCAAGCCCGGCAGUCCGGAAUUUACCGCUCUCUUCGCGGCUGCUCAUCAUCGCGAGCGAGGAGCCGGCGCUGGACCGACGAGCGCGUCCUUCUCACCCCGGGUGCUCAAACCGUCCGACGGUAGUCUCAGCGACACGUGCAGCAAUUACGCCGCGCCUGAUCUUCAGGGCUACUACACGUCCAGCAGUCCUUACACCACCUCUUGGAUGAGACACAGCAACACCUACACACCCAGCGGACGAUCGCAAGGGAUGGGUCUGUGCGAGGCGGACAGCGUGGAAUCACUGGGUUCGCAUCGCGCGAGUCUGACGCAUGCUCGUCUUCUGAUGCAUCAAAGGGACUCCACGGGAUCUCCGGCGCCGCCCAGAUUGAACAGAAGCAAUUCCAUCAGCUAUCUGCGGGACAGGACAUUCCCAAGAUCGACCAAGAGCGAAAAGAUGUAUCCGUCGAUGCUCGCGCGAGGAAGCGGUGCCUCGUCGUCGGUGGGCGAGGAGGUCGGGGUUGGAAUCGGCAUGGGGGUCGGUGUAGAGCCGUAUUACAGCGUUCCCGUGGGAUCGGCGGGCUGCACGGGCCAACACUGGUCCCAGCCGACGUCACCGACGCCCACGCACACCUCGCGCCAACCACCGAACCUGUACCAGCAUGUGCACAAGGACGACGACAUUCACGGAUCCUCGGUAUCGCUGGUGUCGACGGCGAGCAGCCUUUACAGCUCGGCUGAGGAGAAGCAGGCGCACGAGUUGAGGAAAUUGCGACGCGAAUUGCUGGAUGCUCAGGAGAAGGUGCACUCACUGACCAGUCAGCUCUCCACAAACGCACACGUGGUCUCAGCUUUCGAGCAGUCACUAUCCAACAUGACCCAAAGAUUGCAACAGCUCACAGCUACAGCUGAGAAGAAGGAUUCCGAGCUUCAGGAGCUCCGAGAGACUAUCGAGAGGCUACGCAAGCAGAGCGCCGAAGCUGGACUAAACAACAACAACGGGUCGUCAACCGCCAACAACGGUCGCCGUCACACCCUAGGCGACUCCGAAUCUGGCACUACCGGCUGCACCGGCAGCAGCGGCGGCGGCGGCGGCGGCAGCAGCGGCGGCAGCGGCGGCAACAAUCACCACCACCAUCAUCAUCAUCAUCAUCAUCAGGGUGCGAUGGCAAGACAAUUGUCCGCGGAUAGCGUAACGUCCUUAAACUCACUGAGCAGCGCCUGCUCGGCCAGCAGCAGUCAUCACAAGAAGAAGGGUUGGUUGCGUAGCUCCUUCUCCAAAGCGUUCUCGAGAUCGCGCAAGAACCGUCACGGCUCGGUGUCGGACGCUGAGGACUGCAAAGAGAGCACCGGCGGUGACUUGAGCGCCCCGAACAGCCCUAGACUGCCGACCGCUGUGAAGCACGACUCGCCGAGAGGACCGAGAGGCGAAGCAGCACGGAGCAACGGUCAAAAGUCGCCGGAUCACGAGAAUCCCCUGUCGGGCAGCAAGAGCAGCUCGGCUCUGUACAAGAAGGAGGACGAGGAUGUGGACGAGCUGAAGAAACAGCUGCGAGAAAAGGAUCUGGUGCUCACGGACAUUAGACUCGAGGCGCUCUCCUCGGCGCAUCAGUUGGAGUCCUUGAAGGACACGGUCAUCAAGAUGAGGAACGAGAUGUUGAAUCUCAAGCAGAAUAACGAACGUCUGCAACGGCUAGUGACCUCCAAGUCUCUCACCUCGUCGCAGUCCUCGCUACCCAGCGAUCCGGACCGUCGCUUCAGCAUGACCGAAGUGGCAUCGAGUGUCGCGGCUCUAUCAAACGGCGACGCUAGUUCCACGGCGGACCAACUGGAGGAGCUCAACGUGCCGGAACACACCGUGGUGCCGUCGAGCGCGACGUCCGCAGAACCGGUCCUCGAACAGGACACGGACGGCAAGAGGAUCAACGUAGCCGUCUACCUUGGCAGUGAGAAGAACUUCAACUACAACCUCCUAGUCACCGGCAGUUCCUCCGCCGACGGUAGCCUGGGUGGUGAGCCGCCGCAUUGCGUGAUCGCUAACGUGUGUAUCAGUAAUAAGACCAGCUGGGACGCGCUGGACUCGACUGUGAGACGUUGCUUCAAGGAGUACGUCUCCAGGGUGGAUCCCGUGACGAAUCUGGGCCUCGGUGUCGAAUGCGUCGCCGCGUAUCAUCUCGGUGAGGCUUCCAGAUGUACCACCGACUCUCAGCAUCCCGAACUGUUGCCCUGCGGUUACUUGAUCGGCCACGUGAAGACUAUCUACUUGGUGCUGUCGGGUUAUUCUUGGCUCGCGGUAGACACCCUGAUACCGCGCUCCAUCGUCCAGCGACUCGUCUCCCUGCUGACUGAGCAUCGUAGGGUGAUCCUGUGCGGUCCGAGUGGUACCGGCAAGAGCUACCUGGCUGGAAAAUUGGCGCACGCUCUGGUGGACACCGACAACGAUACCAAAGACGCUGCGGCUGUCGCGACAUUCAAUGUGGAUCAUAAAUCCAGCAAGGAAUUGCGCCAGUAUCUUGCCCACAUCGCCGAGAGAUGCGACUCGAAUGCCGCCGACGAACUGCCGAGGGUCAUUAUUCUAGAGAAUCUCCAGCACGCCGCGUCACUCGGCGAGCUGUUCAGCGGCCUCUUGGGAACCAGGCAUUCCUCGUGUCCGGCAAUCAUCGGCACCAUGAGCCAAGCUACUUGCAGCACCACCAAUUUACAAUUGCAUCAUAACUUUAGGUGGGUAUUGUGCGCGAAUCAUAUGGAGCCAGUCAAGGGAUUUUUAGGACGCUAUUUGAGAAGGAAAUUAUUGGAGCACGAAUUGCGAGAGUGUGCGGGGACGAGGAAUGCAGAAAUGGCAGCGGUGGUCGAAUGGUUGCCACGUGUAUGGUUGCAUCUCAACAAGUUCCUAGAAACUCACAGCAGCUCAGACGUCACCAUAGGACCACGGCUCUUCCUGUCCUGUCCAAUGGAAGUGGCCGGCUCGCAGGUGUGGUUCACCGACCUGUGGAAUUAUUCGGUGAUACCGUACCUAGUGGAGACAGUCAGGGAGGGCUUGACGCUGUACGGAAGACGCGUUUGCGGAAAUGGCAAUGGAGAGUCCACUUGGGAAGAUCCGGCGCAGUUUAUCACGUCCAGUUAUCCCUGGCUGUCCACACACGCCGUGCACGGCGGUAGUGACGCUCUUCUACGUCUGAGACCCGAAGACGUAGGCUACGAUGUCGUCUCUAGCGGCCAUACUUCUGGCGUGGGAGCUUCCAGCGUCAAGAGUCUCGGAAGUACUCACAGCGAUACCGAGGGAGAUCCUCUGCUUAACAUGCUGAUGAGGCUGCAGGAGGCAGCCAAUUACUCGAGUCCCCACAGCAACGACAGCGACUCGGUGACAUCCCUCGAUUCGUCGCAUACUCGCCACUCGGAAGAUUUGAGCAGUUCCACGUCUUCGUCGAGAGGAGUGGAAUCGGCACUCUGAAGCUCUCAUCGCCGAAAAGUCGACCUACCGUGUAUGUCGACCGCUCAAUAAUUAAAGAUACCGGAAAAGUAAGGAUUGAUAAGUCCCGCAAUUACGCAAUCAUUCCGAUCGCCGAAUAAUCUAAAAAGCAAGGAGAUUAAUUACCAAUUAAAGAAUAACUAUACACAAUAAAUAUCUUUACCGAAUAAAAUUAUCAGUAAAGCACCUCUAAGAUUAAAGGCCGAGAAAGAUUACGAAAGAAAGUUACGAAUAUCGUUAAAUCUCGUAUUUUCGCAAGCAAGAUGAGAACCGGGGUAAACCGUUGCGCGAGAUUAUCUACCUUUUAUCGCAGCGAAACGUCGUGAAGGGGAAGGGGAAGGGGAAGUCUCGCGCGCGCGCGCGGAAAAACCCCUCUGAAGCGCAAUGAGUUUACAAAAAAUUACAAAGCGCUAGAUAUUUUAAGAUCGCGCGAUACGAAAUACAACUUUGUAAUAACUCAAGAGGGAUAUUAAUUAAUUGCCUAGCCUAGAGAGCUGGCCUAGAUUCUUCAAAGUUCUAUGUGCGUCCAGCGCUUAGGUGUGAUAUGUAAUUAAGUGAACGAACGGCAAUGACGAAUGUACGAUGACUCCUCGCUUCACGAAGGAGAGACAAAACGAGAGAAAUUGACUGUUUUUUUUCUUUUCUUUCCAGAAUUCUCGCAAAGACGAAAAAUUGCAUUUAUUUUUCUUGUUUUUUUUUUUUAUUUUCUUUUGGGACUCUUGGGUCGUUCUUGUUUGACUUUUUCUUGUUUGAUUUUUCGAAUAAAAUUAAUCCCAAUGCUGAUAGGAGAAAUGUAAUUUCUCUUAACAAAGAUGUAUUAUCUUUUUCUUUGUUUCCUUCCUCGUUUCUUCUUUAAUUCUUCGCAUCACUGCAAUUUGUCCCACAAAGAGCUUACCGAUACAAGUAUAUCUCAGAGGCGCGAUGUUUGUUGCAGAGUGAUAUUUUCCAUCAAUUUCUUUCCGUUUGGUUACUUUUUCGCGAAGCGUACGCGCAAACGUAAUGCAAUAAUCUCCAUGCUGUCGUUGCGGAAUUAUAUUUUAGAGGGACGCAUUUUUUACUCGCGACGAGACGGUGCGCAAUUAAAGAACAUCUCGUCGAUCUUGUCAUUCGGUGUAUACAGUAUUAUGGCGGAACGAUAAGAAAGAGCGGUUUCGAACCGGGGAAUCCUCAGAGAAUAGAGAUUCCUCUCUCGUCCGAUUAUUUUUCAGAUAAAAAUUAUCUAGACACAGACUUAUAAAGAUCUCGAGGACAAAUGACGAAUCGCAAACUUUCGCUUGUAUCGCAAAAGAGAAGCGGCGAAAUACAAAGAGCGAGAAAGAGCAAGCAAGUUGGAAGAAAGCGGUUGUAGUCUGUGCAAAAAGAUAGUCUAUUUAUACAUACUUUGCUACAAAAGCUCUAUUUAAUUAAAAAUGUUAAUAUAAUAUAAUAUAUAAAUAGUAUAUACAUAUGUAUGUGUAUGUACGUGUGUGUACGUAUAUACAUACGCACACGUCUAUACCUGAAUGACGAUGGCGCUAACGUGUAUGUGCGUAUGUAUGUAUGUGUGUGUGUACAUGUAUAUAUAUAUAUAUAUACACAUAUACAUACAUACACACAUACACACACACAAACAUAUACAUACACGUGUGUGUGUGUGUGUGUGUGUGUGUGUAUGUGUACAUAUGUAUACAUAUGCACAUGUGUACAUAUACACAUGUACAUAUGUACAUACGUAUGCAUGUAUACAUAUAUAUUACAAAUGGAAUUUCUAGCUAAACUAAGGUAACGUCGAUAAUUCUGGUCACAUAACAUUGUGUAAAUACGAGACAAAGCAAGAUAGACUACAUUAAGCGCGCGAGUUCAAUUUAUCAAGACCCAAAAUUUGUGAUUCUUGAUAUCUCUUGCGAUAUCGUCCCCUUGCACUUUUCUAAAUUUUCGUAACAAACAACAACUCAACCUCAACUCGAUCCGAUUUUCGACGAAUUUCAACAUGGAUGAUAACGGCGAUUCAAUUUUUAGUUCGACUGUACAAUACAUACAUUUAUCUUUUUCUUUUUUCUUUUGCGAUUAAGAACCACUAUUGCAGUAUCGUUGCUUUUAGCAAUAUCACGAUAGUCAAUUUUAUUUAAUUUUUAUUUUAUUUCAUUCUAACAUUUUAAUCGUGAUGCUGAUAUAUAUAUAUAUAUAUAUAUAUAUAUAUAUAUAUAUAUAUUCCAGAUGCACAAUUUUCUAAAAAACGAAGCGAGCUUAACAAGAUUUUUGAGUAAAGGAAAAAUGUGAAAAAUACAAGCAAAUACAGUCGGCAUUUGGGAUAACAAUUAAACGACCUAGAUCACACGGGAGAUGUAAGGCGGGGAUCACACGAAAACUAUACAUAUUGUAUAUGAUCGGUGCCCUACUACGACAGGCACGUCAACGUAUAAUAUA
This is a messenger RNA of Harpegnathos saltator (Jerdon's jumping ant), 10836 nucleotides long. RefSeq names its product sickie (gene sick). Gene Ontology annotation, biological process: nervous system development; neurogenesis. Gene Ontology annotation, molecular function: protein binding; ATP hydrolysis activity. Bases 292 to 8412 code for a protein of 2706 amino acids. Lineage: Eukaryota; Metazoa; Arthropoda; Insecta; Hymenoptera; Formicidae. The record is from RefSeq and is a predicted model, not a curated record. The transcript is spliced from 22 exons.